AUGCCGCCCCUCCAACCCCCCUCCUCCACCUCCUCCCACACCUCGGACUCAGACACCGACAACAACGACGAGAACUGGCUCACCCAGCCCGGCGCCGAGGACGACGACGAAGACCGCGAGGAGUCUGUCCCUGUAGUCUCGCUGCUCGACGACCAGGCGUUUCCCGAUGCUGCGUCCAUGUUGGCGCACUGCCGGGAGAAGCACGGGUUUGAUUUUCUUGCGGUGAGGGACGGGCUGGGGUUGGAUUUUUUGGGGUGUGUAAGGUUGAUUAAUUUGGUGCGGCGGAGUACCAAGGAGGGCAAGGCGUUGCCGGAGAAGAUCACGGCCGACGAUCUGGCGGAUGAUGCGCUGUUGAUUCCUGUGCUGGAGGAUGAUGCGUUGAUAUUCUGUCUGGAUGACCUUCCCGGACCGGGGCAGAGUGAGCAGGUAACUGCCCCUGUCACUACCACGGCUGGAGCGGACGGUAAGGCCCCCCAGAGCGGCGACGCCCCUGCGGUGGAGGACCUCCUCGAGAAGAAUGUGCAGCUGCAGGCCGAGUUAGAGCAGCUGGCAAAGCAGUUCGGCAACUACCGGGCGGCGGUCGAGCAGACGCUGGAUAAGCGCUGGGGAGUGGAUGAGGAGGGUAAGGAUGACAAGGCUGCUCCCCCGAGUGCUGGUGCUAGUGCUGGGGCUGGUGAAAAGAAACAGCAUGAUGCGUCGGCAUACUACUUUGAGUCGUACGACCACAACGACAUCCACGAGACAAUGAUCAAAGACACGGUCCGCACCAACGCCUACCGCGACUUCAUCUACGCCAACAAGCCGCUCUUCGCAGGCAAAACCGUCCUCGACAUCGGGUGCGGCACCGGCAUCCUAUCCAUGUUCUGCGCCCGCGCCGGAGCCGCCCGCGUCGUAGCCGUCGACAACAGCGCCAUCCUCGACCGCGCCCGCGAGAACGUCUUCCGCAACGGCCUCGACAACAUCAUCACCUGCGUGCGCGGCCGCAUCGAAGAAGUCACCCUCCCCAUCACGCAGUUCGACAUCAUCGUCAGCGAGUGGAUGGGCUACUGUCUCCUGUACGAAGCCAUGCUCCCCAGCGUCUUCUUCGCGCGCGACCGGUACCUCGCCCCGGGGGGUCUCCUCGUACCCAGCCACGCCAGCAUGUGGAUCGCGCCCGUGGCGGACUCUGAGUAUGUCGCCGACAAUAUUGACUGGUGGCGUGACGUGUACGGGUUCGACAUGCAGGCGAUGCAGACGGGGAUCCAUACCGAGACGCGCAUGACGGUGAUGCCGGCGUCGGCGGUCUGCGGAUCGGCGCAUGCUUUCCGCAUGCUGGACUUGCAUACAGCCAAGGUUGAGGACCUCACUUUUGAGGAUCCCUGGCAGACUACCUUUUCAGGGGCCGCGGGGGAGGAUGGUUCCAAGCCAAACACAGACCCAGCCGUGUUAGACGGAUUCCUAGUCUGGUUCGACUGCUUCUUUGCCGAAACCCGCGAGGAAGUCGUCGAGGCGCAGCUAACCGCCAAGGAAUGGGCGUCGCGCGGGACGGAACGGGUCGCGUUCACCACGGGGCCGUUUGACACCGCGACACACUGGCGGCAGGGUCUGUAUCUGAUCGACAAGAAGAAGCAGAAGGAGAAGAAGAAGGACAAGGCGACGGAGAUUGAGGUCAGGCCGGGGACGAAGUUGGGGGGCAAGAUUCGGUAUGCGACGGCUGAAGGGCAUGAAAGGGGGUUGGAUAUUCGGUUGACGUGGGGGUUGGAAGGGGAGGGGGAGGGUGAGGAGCUGGAGCAGACUUGGUUGUUGCAUUAA
Dichotomopilus funicola is the source of this 1791-nucleotide messenger RNA. RefSeq names its product S-adenosyl-L-methionine-dependent methyltransferase. The record is from RefSeq and is a predicted model, not a curated record. Gene Ontology annotation, cellular component: nucleus. The transcript has 3 exons. Gene Ontology annotation, biological process: peptidyl-arginine methylation. Bases 1 to 1791 code for a protein of 596 amino acids. Gene Ontology annotation, molecular function: protein-arginine N-methyltransferase activity. Lineage: Eukaryota; Fungi; Ascomycota; Sordariomycetes; Sordariales; Chaetomiaceae.